CUAGAUUGAAACCAUGGAAGACCUUUAUGUGGCAAAUGCAAUCUUUGCCCUGAAUUUCUUCAAGCAGCUGGCCAGAGUGAAUCCCACCCAGAACCUCUUCUUCUCUCCUUGGAGCAUUUCGUCCACCAUGGCCAUGGUCUACAUGGGCGCCAGGGGCAACACUGAAGACCAGAUGGCCAAGGUGUUUCAGUUUGACAAAGUUGGAGUCCAGGAAGUGGCCCCGGUGACCCCAGAGAACUUCACUGGUUGUGAAUUCACGCAGCAAAUUCAGAAGGGCACGUAUCCUGAUGCUAUUUUACAGGCACAAGCUAGAGAUAAAGUCCAUUCAUCCUUCCGCUCUCUCAGCUCUUCAAUCAAUGCGUCCACAGGGGAUUAUUUAUUGGAAAGUGCCAAUAUGCUCUUUGGAGAGAAGUCGGCAAGAUUCAAGGAAGAAUUCAUGCAACUCUGUAAGAAAUACUACUCUACAGAACCCCAGGCCGUUGACUUCCUAGAAUGUGCAGAAGAAGCUAGAAAAAAGAUUAAUUCCUGGGUCAAGACUCAAACCAAAGGCAAAAUCGAAAACCUGUUACCUGAGGGUUCUGUGGAUGCAGAGACGAAGAUGGUCCUGGUGAAUACUGUCUACUUCAAAGGAAAGUGGAAAACCCCAUUCGAGAAGAAACUAGAAGGGCUUUAUCCCUUCCGUGUGAACUCGAUUCAGCGCAUCCCUGUACAGAUGAUGCUUUUGCAUGAAAAGCUGAACAUUGGCUACAUACAAGAGCUGAAGGCACAGAUUCUAGAAAUGCCGUAUGCUGGAGAUGUGAGCAUGUUCAUCUUGCUUCCAGAUGAAAUUGCCAAUGUGUCCACAGGCUUGGAGAUGCUGGAAAAUGAAAUAACCUAUGAGAAACUCAACAAGUGGACCAGCAAGGACACGAUGGUGGAAGAUGAUGUGGAGGUGUAUAUCCCCACGUUCAAACUGGCAGAGCGUUAUGAACUCAAACCCAUCCUGAGGAGCAUGGGCAUGGAUGACGCCUUCAACGAGGGCCGGGCCAAUUUCUUAGGCAUGUCGGAGAAAAAUGACCUGUUUCUUUCUGAAGUGUUCCACCAGGCCACGGUGGACGUUAACGAAGAGGGCACAGAGGCAGCUGCCGGCACUGGAGCCGUGAUGACAGGGAGAACUGGUCACGGAGGCCCGCAGUUUGUGGCUGAUCACCCUUUCCUUUUCUUUAUCAUGCACAAAAUGACCAAAAGCAUUUUGUUUUUUGGCAGAUUUUGCUUACCCCCAAACUGA
Molecule: messenger RNA, 1267 nt
Organism: Otolemur garnettii (small-eared galago)
Lineage: Eukaryota; Metazoa; Chordata; Mammalia; Primates; Galagidae
Gene: SERPINB2
Product: serpin family B member 2
Exons: 7
Coding region: 14-1267 (417 amino acids)
Biological process (GO): negative regulation of endopeptidase activity
Molecular function (GO): serine-type endopeptidase inhibitor activity
Source: RefSeq, a predicted model, not a curated record